Glycine soja is the source of this 3361-nucleotide messenger RNA. RefSeq lists its product as uncharacterized. The transcript has 3 exons. The record is from RefSeq and is a predicted model, not a curated record. Lineage: Eukaryota; Viridiplantae; Streptophyta; Magnoliopsida; Fabales; Fabaceae. Bases 652 to 2880 code for a protein of 742 amino acids.
AGACAUCAUUAUGGUUGGGACCAACCGCCGAGAAAGACCUAUGGCCUAUGGGUUGGAGACAAGCUCAUUGGGUUUUCCGCAGCUUUUUUAUUUAUAGCUUCCCAUCCUGUCGUUGCUCUUGCUGAAUGUUUUUUACUUUUGUUCCUGCUUUGUUCUGCUUCUGCUUCCCCUUUCUCUUCUUCUUACUCGCACCUACAACUACAAUGUCUCUCUGAAUCCGUAACAGUGCUUCAUGUUCCCAACUUGUAACCACAACACUCAUACACCCCAACACCAACAGCGAAAAGAAAAGAAAAACUUUCCCUUUUCCUUUUUAUUCUUCCCUUCCCCACAAUAAAGAAGAGAAACACCAAGUGAGUUUGUCUUGUUUCAUUCGGCUUUUAACAAGAUGACACCUUGUUUGUUUUCCUGUGUCAUUAGUAAUAAUGCCUUGUUGAGAUCUAGUGCCACAUUGGUCGUUUUCACUUUCGGUGUCGUUCCACGUUGUUGUUGUUGUUGUUGUUGUUGUUGUUGUUGUUUCUCUUCUGGCUGCAAUGUCCGUGCCAGUCACCUUCCACAGUCACUGCCUCUUGUGGAUUGAGCAAUGUGGGCUUCCAGGUUUAAGGAGAUCUUGGAAUUUUGUCCGUGAAAGUUUUCAGCUUUUGGGUCGCGAUGCAAUUAGGUUUUCUGCAAAAUGGAUUGGAUUUAUCUCCAGGAAAGAGUCUGGAUGGAAGUUUCAGGAAGUCUAACUCUGUUAUUUCUGCUAGUACUGUCUCUGGGACCUCAGGAUUGAGCAAGUUUCUUCCUAUUUCCAGAAGAGUAUUAAAGGGGCUCAAGGAAUAUGGAAGGAAAAUGGUUGACUUGGAGUUAUUCACUCAAUAUAUUGAGGAGUGGGUCUUGGAGAAUCUAAAUGGUGAUUCAGCUGAUGGGAUGCAAAGUUUUCGUUCUCCCUUCACGACUGAUGAAUUGUGCAAACUUGAUUUGGCAUUGGAGGGGGUUCCAUUUCAGCAACUCAUCCGUAUGCCAUUCUUCACUGACGUUUCUGAUGAGGUUAUAGAAGAUCAGUAUCUAGCCACUGAAGAUUUCCUUCAUGCUAUUAUCAUUGGACUUUGGCGUACGUUUUGGCAUAAAAGUGGACCACUGCCAUUAUGUGUCUCGUGCCCCUCUCAUAUUGGUUCGAGGUUCAGUAGUGUUGAAAAGGCAAUAUCAAGGGGCAGGCUGAGGGAAAUGCGUGGUUUAGCAUUAAUAUCAAAAACUGCUACUGAUUCAAAAUUUAAAUGGGAUCAUAUGGUAGAGUUUGCCUUAUUCAAGUCAGAAGUAUUCUUGGACAAUGAUUCAAGACUAUCAGCCAGCACUAUUUGUGAAGCUCUCUUUUAUGGUUUCCAUGUUCUUGUUUCCCGGAGUUUGAGCAAGAUUAUUUCUAUCAACAGUGAUUCUGUUUUCCUUCUAGUUCUAGAUUCUAAAUGUGGAGCAGUGAUGAAGUUCAGUGGUGACCUUGGGAAACUUGAUUUAUUGAAUUCAAGCGAUCCAUAUCUAUCUGUGGCUGAAUGGAUCAAAACUUAUGCUGAAAUUUGUGUCACCCCAGUAGAACCGAUAUGGAACCGAUUAGGAAAUCCAAAUUGGGGAGAUAUAGGAACCCUACAGGUUUUAUUGGCAACUUUCUACUCCAUUGCACAAUGGAAUGGACCUCCACGAAAAUCAGUAGCCUCAUUGAUUUCAGAUCAUAGUCUCCGCCUUCAGAAGCGGAGGACAGAAUGCUGCAUCAUUGAGACUGAAAAUGCAUUGGUACCUUAUCAUGGUACAACUGACCAUCAAACAGGAGAGAUUGUUGAGCUUGAUCAAAACGAAUUAUUUUCCCAUAACCGAGCAUCACGUUUGAAGCUCAAGUGUGGUGACAUAUUGGCCUUGGAUGAUCCACAGCAGGGACAGAAAAGUUUCCAAAUUCAUGAAUCUCUGGUAGGAGGGAACUAUUACCUCUAUAGUGCAGUUUGUCUUGAUCAUCCAUCAGAGUUAUUGACUUUAUAUGUGGGUGCCCAUCCAUCUAGACUAGAGCCUUCUUUGGAGGAUAUGAGCCUCUGGUACCAAGUGCAACGUCAAACAAAAGUUCUAAACAUUUUGAGGAAUCAGGGAAUCUUGAGCAAAUACUUACCUGAAAUUGUCGCCUCUGGUAGGAUUUUACAUUCUGGACCUUGCAAGAAAGAGAGCCCUGGGGGAAGGUGUGAUCACCCUUGGUGUGGGACUCCAAUACUGGUGACAUCUCCAAUAGGGGAGCCACUAUCAUCCAUGGUUGCUAAUGAGGGGUCAUUUUCUGCAGAUGAAGCAACACGCUUGUGCAGGGACUGUCUAGCUGCUCUAAGAAGUGCAGCCAUGGCUAAUGUCCAGCAUGGUGAUAUUUGUCCAGAGAACAUAAUACGUGUUGUUGAAAGACAAGGUGUCAGAAACCAAGCUAUGUAUGUUCCCAUAUCUUGGGGCCGUGCUGUGUUGGAAGAUAGGGACAGCCCUGCCAUAAAUUUGCAGUUCUCAUCAUCUCAUGCUCUUCAGCAUGGGAAGCUGUGUCCUUCUUCUGAUGCUGAAAGCAUUAUCUACAUUCUCUAUUUUAUUUGCGGAGGGACUAUGUCUCUACAAGAUUCUAUUGAGUCUGCUUUGCAAUGGAGAGAGAGAAGCUGGGCGAAGCGUUCAAUCCAGCAACAUAUCGGUCAGGUUUCUGCUCUCUUGAAAGCAUUUGCUGAUUAUGUGGCUAGCCUUUGUGGAACUCCAUACCCUGUUGACUAUGAUAUAUGGUUGAAAAGGUUGAACAAGGCUGUGGAAGGUUCGGCGGAUAAAGGUAAAAUGAUUGAAGAAGUACCUAUAACAUUAAGAUUAGAGGAUGCUGCUGAGUCUUCAGGAGCUUCUGGCCCUUGAUUUGAUGCUGGAGGGCUGGGUUUUGGUGCUUUAUUUUUUUGCAAUUGAGGAAUUCAAAUGCAUUUUAUUUUUAGGAGCUUAGGUUCUUAUUGUUAUUGUUUUGGUAUCUUCUUCGGUAACAUAUAUUUUGGAGGGUUUACUGGUUUUUUGUCUGAUUGAAAUCACAUAACAAAAUUCAUGCCUGUUUCUAGAAUUGGCUGUCUACUGAACUACCCUCGACACCUCUUGCUUGGAACUUGGAAACAUCCAUUGGAUUUGACAAAUUAAGAGGUUAAAGAUACUGCAUUCGUAAACUUAGAGGCUUUUAGCCUUUUUUCCUUUUGGUCGAUCUGUGAUUAAAUGUUCAGGUUUCUAUAAAGUUUACUAUAUUUCAAAAGAAACAAUUGUGUAAGGACAGGUAUAAUGUACAAUAUGUACUAUUUUGGUACAUUCAAAGCUACAAAAGAAAUUGCCCUUAAUGUAACUGUAUCAUUUGUCUUGA